Messenger RNA from Cricetulus griseus (Chinese hamster), 590 nucleotides. NCBI's taxonomy places the organism in Eukaryota, Metazoa, Chordata, Mammalia, Rodentia, Cricetidae. The record is from RefSeq and is a predicted model, not a curated record.
AUGGACCCUACUGCUCCUGCUGCUGCUCCCCCUGGCCUGGCCCUGGCCCAAGCCCCUGCCGUAGCACAAAUCAAUGGACAAGAAGUUUCUGGAAGUGGAAGAGAAACUGGUCUUUGGAGACCCUGGCUAUCCUCCAUAAACGACCAACGAAGGCAGGUGAGGGUGCUGGUGGACUGGGCUGCUGGUGGGGCAACAGCUGCUGAGGCCACCAAGGCUGAGUCUGAGUUCCAUCAUCCUGUCAGGCUCUUCUGGCCUAAAUCCCGUUCCUUUGACUACCUGUACAGUGCUGGGGAGAUAUUGCUACAGAAUUUCCCUGUCCAGGCCACCAUCAACUUAUAUGAGGAUUCUGACAGCAAUGAGGAUGAGGAGGACAAGGAGGAGGAUGAAGAGGAAGAGGUCAAUGAAAUAGGGUCAGAAGAGGGUGCGAGGGUACCAGAGGCCACAGAACACAAGGCCACAGCUCAUUCCCCUGAGCCACCCCUGACCUGUCCAAACUGAAGCAGUCCCAGUUACACUUGGUGGGUUUCCAAGGGCAUUGAUUAGCUAAGAGUCUCCAGACACAGAUUUUCUGAACUGGAACCAGUGUCCUC